Messenger RNA from Rotaria sp. Silwood1, 1260 nucleotides. The record is from the annotation of a GenBank genome assembly. Lineage: Eukaryota; Metazoa; Rotifera; Eurotatoria; Philodinida; Philodinidae.
AUGGAAGCAUCAUCUUUACAAUCGAAAAACAUAUCAACAACACAAACUACAACGUCAAAUCUAACUACAUCUUCAACACGUUCGUCUUUACCAUCACAACAGAAGAUUAAAAAAAAAACGAAGUUGGAUAUAACAUCAACAUCAUCAAAGUCAUAUUCGAAAGUACCAUUGGAUAGAUACUCAAUAAUACAAACUCAAGUGUUAUUGUCUCUUAUUUUCAAGACAAAUUGUGAAGCUUGUAGAAAUCGUUGGAGUGGAAAUAUGAACAUCAACAAGCGCGAAGGUUUAUUCCUGAUAUUAUCUUUUCAAUGUUCAAUAUGUCAAAACAUAAUCACCAUUGAAACAAGUCCGAAGAUUGUUGCAUCAGAUCGCCGAGACAUCAACGUAAGAUCAAAAAUAAGUGGUCAUUUAUGUGGUAUCAGACAUGCUGGAUUAGUGAAGUUGAUGGGUGCUCUGAAUUUACCGAGUCCCAUUCAAGAUGAAAGAUAUUCCAAAUGGGAUAGAAAUUUACUAAUUGUAGUAAAAUCAUCCACCGGAAGAUCGAUGAAGAAAGCAGUAGAGGAAACUGUAGCUGCUGAAAAUGGUACAGAAUUAAUGGUUAGUGGAGAUGGAUUCUGGCAGACUCGAGGUGCACUUUUUAUUAAAAAAUCCAAUCCUGCUAAAUAUGAAAAUAUUAUUAGAACGCAUCGAUGUGAAAAAAAUUAUGAAAAAAGUUCUGAUACAAUGGAAUCUGCUGCUAUUCUUACUAUGUUCAAACGAUCAGUUUCAAAAUAUGGAGUUUACUAUACUAAGUACGUUGGUGAUGGUGAUUCAAAAACCUUCCCAGUGCUUUCAAAAAUCGUACCUUAUCCAGGAAAAGAAAUUAAAAAAAUCGAAGACUUGAAUCAUUUUAGCAAAAGAAUGAAACGAGGAUUAGAAACAAUAAAACAUGAACACGGACGAAAAAAACUAUCUGAUGGUAAAACAAUUGGUGGUAAAAAUCGUCUAUCUGUUCAUAAUAUACUUCGAUUACAAAUGACAUUGGCCUCUACCAUUCGAAAGUUCAAGCAUGAUCUAGAUUUAUUAUUUAAAGGAUCUUGGGCAAUAUUUUGGCAUAAAUAUUCGACCAAUGAUGAUCCUCGUCAUGAUUAUUGCAGUAUCGAUUGGUGUGGCUAUUUGAAAUCUGUUCAUGAUAAAACUCCAUAUGAUCAUACGUCGCAUGCUAUACGUCGUCCUGUACUUCAUGCAAUUAAACCAGUUUUUAACAAUCUUUGUUCAUGA